Elgaria multicarinata webbii is the source of this 2104-nucleotide messenger RNA. RefSeq names its product serine/threonine kinase 39 (gene STK39). Gene Ontology annotation, cellular component: cytoplasm. Gene Ontology annotation, biological process: protein phosphorylation. Bases 1 to 1611 code for a protein of 536 amino acids. NCBI's taxonomy places the organism in Eukaryota, Metazoa, Chordata, Lepidosauria, Squamata, Anguidae. Gene Ontology annotation, molecular function: protein serine/threonine kinase activity; ATP binding. The record is from RefSeq and is a predicted model, not a curated record. The transcript is spliced from 18 exons.
AUGGCGGAGCAGAGCGACUCGCCGGUUCACGUCCAGCAGCCGCCACAGCCGCCGCUGCCAACGCCGCCACAGCCGGCGCCGGCUGCAUCGCCUCCGACUCCUGCGCCCGCUCCCGCUCCGGCACCCCAAGCCGUCGGCUGGCCCAUUUGCCGGGACGCCUAUGAACUGCAGGAGGUGAUCGGUAGUGGUGCUACAGCCGUAGUCCAAGCAGCACUAUGCAAACCCAGGCAAGAACGUGUAGCAAUAAAAAGAAUCAACUUAGAAAAAUGCCAGACCAGUAUGGAUGAAUUACUUAAAGAAAUUCAAGCCAUGAGUCAAUGCAACCAUCCCAACAUAGUUACAUAUUAUACAUCUUUUGUGGUCAAGGAUGAGCUUUGGUUGGUUAUGAAACUGCUUAGCGGAGGCUCAAUGCUGGAUAUAAUUAAGUAUGUUGUCAACAGAGGAGAGCACAAGAGUGGUGUUCUUGAGGAGUCAAUAAUAGCAACAAUUCUUAAAGAGGUUUUGGAAGGCUUGGACUAUCUACACAGGAAUGGACAAAUUCACAGGGAUUUAAAAGCUGGUAAUAUUCUUCUGGGUGAAGAUGGCUCUGUACAAAUAGCAGACUUUGGUGUUAGUGCAUUUUUAGCCACAGGAGGUGAUGUUACUCGUAACAAAGUAAGAAAGACGUUUGUUGGUACUCCGUGUUGGAUGGCUCCUGAAGUCAUGGAACAGGUGAGGGGCUAUGACUUCAAGGCUGAUAUCUGGAGCUUCGGAAUAACAGCCAUUGAAUUAGCAACAGGAGCUGCACCUUACCACAAAUAUCCUCCAAUGAAAGUGUUAAUGCUGACAUUGCAAAACGACCCUCCAAUAUUGGAAACGGGUGUGGAAGAUAAGGAAAUGACAAAGAAGUAUGGAAAGUCCUUUAGAAAACUAAUUUCACUGUGUCUUCAGAAAGAUCCUUCUAAAAGGCCUACAGCAGCUGAACUUUUAAAAUGCAAAUUCUUCCAAAAAGCGAAGACUAGAGAAUACUUGAUUGAGAAACUGCUUACAAAGACACCUGACAUAGGACAAAGAGCAAAAAAGGUUAGGAGAGUACCGGGAUCUAGUGGCCAUCUCCACAAGACAGAAGACGGGGAUUGGGAAUGGAGUGAUGAUGAAAUGGAUGAAAAGAGUGAAGAGGGCAAAGCUGCUUUUUCCCAAGAAAAGUCACGAAGAGUAAAAGAGGAAGAGAAUGCUGUGAUUUCCAUGAAUUCCAGCAAUAUCCCUGAUCAAAUACAGAAUCUGUCUAUAAAAAGUCCUCAGACUCGACCUGCUGUUAGCAAUGAAUAUGGUGAAGUUCCAUGUGCAGUGAAUCUUGUUUUAAGACUAAGGAAUUCCAGAAAGGAACUUAAUGACAUACGAUUUGAGUUUACUCCAGGCAGAGACACAGCAGAUGGUGUAUCUCAAGAGCUGUUCUCUGCAGGCCUGGUUGAUGGCCACGAUGUAGUUAUAGUUGCUGCUAAUUUACAAAAAAUAGUAGAUGACCCCAAGGCCUUGAAAACAUUAACCUUUAAGCUGGCUUCUGGCUGUGAUGGUACUGAGAUCCCGGAUGAGGUAAAACUGAUUGGGUUUGCUCAGUUAAGUGUGAGCUGAUGCCAAACACUGGACCCCCAGCAAAAUGGUGGAGAUUGCAAAGAGGCCAGCUUUCCAUUGCGAAGGAAAAUUUUCAAGCACCACACACUGAGUUCUGCUUCAUUCUAUAGCAAUUCACCAAGUUGGAACAAGCAAAGCCCACAGCAACACUGCUCCUGCUAACAUUCCAAAAGCUACUAAAUGUGUCUCUAGCAAUCAGUUCGGAUUUCCCUGAAGUAAAAACAGACGGAUUGGAAAUGCACUCAGGUGGCCGUAUCCAUUGGUUACAAAAGGAAUUUCCUAUCAGAGCUUUUUCUUCUUUAAUUAAAAAGAAUCCAGUAAUAACUAUUUUAGUGGAUAAUACUGACUCUCUUCUGUUGUAUGUAGAAAUGAACAUAAUUAUAAAUGCUAGGGUUUAUUAGCCAAACUUGAAUUCCUGUUUUAAAAUCAACUGUGAAUUUUAUUUUUCCCCUCCCCAUAUUUAUGCAUUGUACAUCCUAGCUGUAACAAAUGU